Molecule: messenger RNA, 1170 nt
Organism: Symbiodinium sp. CCMP2456
Lineage: Eukaryota; Dinophyceae; Suessiales; Symbiodiniaceae
Source: the annotation of a GenBank genome assembly
AUGUGGAGUAAAGGAUGGAACAACUCGGGGUUGCAAGCGCCACAGGGCGCGAGCCCUUUCGCACCGGCGCCACAAGGUGGUGCGGCACCGGCGGGGCGCCCCGAUGAGGCGGCGACUGGCCCGAUGCUGGGGAAGGGAUCCGAGCUGCGGAAGCUCUACUACAUGCCUCACAACAUGGGACACGGUGAUGCGGUGAACUGCAUGCUUAUGGCAGACGGCAAGAUUUAUACCGGUGGCCGCGAUGAGUAUCUCUUCGUUUGGAAGCCGGAUCGAGCAGCUAAUGGCGAGAUACAACUGUCUCAGGACUGUCCUCCCAUCCACCUGGGUGCGAGCAUCACCUCCCUUUUCUACGAACCCACCUCGAAGUGGCUGUUCUGUGGCCUGUGGAAUGGCGAGGUCCGCGCCUUCUGCAAGGAGCCCAUGAGGGAUGACCGACUGCAAGGCCACCGGCGCUCAGUCACCGCACUUCAGGUGCAUAGCGGCGUGCUCAUCUCCGGAUCCAAUGAAGGCACAGUGCGGCUUUGGACCUUCAAUGGCCAGAGCUUUCAGCCGCAUGGGCAGCCUUUGACGAACCCAAGUGGUCCGGUCACAGCCGUGCGUGUGUUGAACGAUGCAUUGUGGGUUGGUGGCUACGAAGGCAUCACAUGCUUCGAUCUCGGUUCUCUACAGGCUCGAGGAACCAUCCCUUCCUCAAAUCAUGUGACAGGUUUGCUGGACUUCCAGGCCUUCAUGAUUGCCACCUUCCGAAAUGGCGAGGUCAACAUUUACGAUGCUUCUGGAUCACAGAUUUUUCACCGACCGCCGAGUGGAGAGCACGUGUCCAACACAGCGCUUGAGCUGAUGGUGCAUCCAUCGACACAGAAGCCCUUGCUCCUCUGUGGUCAAGUUCAGGGAUACGUCACCGCAUUCGACCUGCCAGAGUUCCGUCCACGCGGAAGCUUCUGCGUGAAGGAGCGCAGCGACGUCAAGGCCAUCGUGGACGUGAAGAGCGAUGGCAUGUUCGCGACAGCUGGUCUGCAUGGUGAUAUCUGCAUUUGGCAGUGGGGGGCUCCAGUUGGUGGUGCAUCCGCGAAUCCUUUUGGGGCCUCCACUGUUCAAGGUGCUGUUGCCUCGAGUCCUUUCGCCCCUGGCCCAGGGCAAGGUGCAGCUUGUGGUGGGAUGGCGAUGUGA